AUAUGGGGCUCAUCGAGCCUCCGAGGCUCGCCGCGUUCUGGCAGGCCGCAAGCUGCAAUUACUCGGUAAACCUUGCGCCUUGCAGGCUGGAAAUGCCGCACUCAGAUAAAAAGUAAGUGAUUUCUCUGCGGCGGAAACUGCUACAGCACCGUCUACACCUGUUUCUUCCCUCCCUGCCCUCAACAUGGCCGGCAAGAAUCCAAACAACAACGAAAACCAUGGCGUCCGCCCCAACGCCGCCUUCCCACGAGAACCCCUACCAAAAGACCUCCAGAAGAUCAUCGACAAGCAGGAUGACUGGGUGGACGAAUUGUACGAGGGUGCCACGCCCGACACGACCGACACCAGCGUGCGAUACGCCGCCUAUGCCAACCGUCUGCGUACCAUUAUGCUGAGCGCACACCGGUACGUCGCAUACACGUCAGACAUCGGCGAGUCGUUUCGACCGAUCGCACACCCGUGGCUGGUAAGGAGCGCUUAUGGCAUAUCAUGGGCGUACAUCCUAGGAGAUGUCGGUAAUGAAGGCUGGAGAGCGUACAAGCGGAAUCAGAAAUUGCUGCACCCAGACGGUGAAGAGUACCGUGACGCUAGCGGCAAAGCCACAGCAGUUGCAACUGCACCAGGAGCAGAGGUGCAACCAAAGCGGCCUGUCCACAUUCCCGCCAUCGAAGACUAUCGGAGUGUAAUGGCACAGCGAGCGGUGUUCCAGAGUCUUGCGUCCAUGGGAUUGCCGGCGUUCACCAUUCACAGCGUCGUCAAGUACUCAGGCAAGGCGUUGCGAACGGCCAGUAACUCGACGAUACGAACGUGGGGCCCUAUCGGGCUCGGUCUGGCAGCUGUUCCAGCACUUCCUUACCUGUUUGACAAACCAGUAGAAGAGGCCGUUGAGUGGACUUUCUACCAGGUUUUCCGUGCCAUUGGUGGGGAGAGCGCCGUGGGUGACCGACAUUCUGUGGGCAGACAAGACGCCAUCAAAGCCGAAGUCAAACUUCUCAAGGAGAAAAAGGAGUUAUGAUGCUUUUUACGACCUAGAAAUGGCGUAUGCGUUAUGAUAUGUCAUCCUCUCAUGCACGACUACUGUACGUAAUACCAGGAGCGC
Exophiala viscosa is the source of this 1099-nucleotide messenger RNA. Its product is annotated as mitochondrial 18 KDa protein-domain-containing protein. The coding region runs from base 185 to 1015 and encodes 276 amino acids. NCBI's taxonomy places the organism in Eukaryota, Fungi, Ascomycota, Eurotiomycetes, Chaetothyriales, Herpotrichiellaceae. The transcript is spliced from 2 exons. Gene Ontology annotation, cellular component: mitochondrion. Gene Ontology annotation, biological process: mitochondrial fission. The record is from RefSeq and is a predicted model, not a curated record.